ACUUAAUAUUAUUGUGUGCUUAUCGAAUCCUCUCUCAUCAUCCCCUCCUGCAAUUAACCAAGCGAUACCGCUAAUUCCCAAACUCCAUUCAAACACCAUGAAAAGAUCCACCGAUGAAUUGGCCCCCGUCCCCGCCACCGCUAUCCCCAAACCAGUUUUCCUCACUAAAGCCCAACGUGAACAACAAGCACUCGAACGCCGCCACAAUCAAGUCGCCGGUCACAAACGCGACCAAGAAGAACUUCUCCUCCUUUCCACUAAUAACAACAUCAACCGCUCCUCUGAUUCCGACCGCCGUGAUCGUGACCGUGACCGUGGUCACGAUCGAGACAGUUACAGAGAACGUGAUAGAGACAGAGACAGAGAAAGAGAAAGAGACAGAGAUAACAGAGAUCGUGAACGAAGACACCGCGAUAGAGAACGUGAAGAAGAGAAUAAAGUUCGUGAGCGAGCUCGAUUGGAGAAGCUAGCGGAACGAGAACGUGAAAAGGAGCUUGAUUCGAUUAAGGAACAAUACCUAGGUUCAAAAAAACCUAAAAAAAGGGUUAUUAAACCUAGUGAGAAAUUUCGAUUUUCUUUUGAUUGGGAAAAUACUGAAGAUACUUCGCGUGAUAUGAAUGUUCUUUAUCAAAACCCUCAUGAAGCUCAGCUUCUUUUUGGCCGAGGGUUUAGAGCUGGAAUGGAUCGCCGUGAGCAGAAGAAGCUUGCGGCAAAGCACGAGAAAGAGAUGAGGGAUCAGAUUAGGAAGAAGGAUGGUGUCGAGGAGAAGCCCGAGGAAGCUGAUGCUCAGCGGCGUAAGGAGGAGGCUGCUGAUGCUUAUGAUACGUUUGAUAUGAGGGUUGAUCGUCAUUGGAGUGAGAAGAAGCUUGAGGAAAUGACCGAGAGGGAUUGGCGUAUAUUUAGGGAAGAUUAUAACAUUUCUUAUAAGGGUUCCAAGAUUCCAAGACCUAUGAGGAGUUGGGUUGAGAGUAAGUUGAGUCAAGAGCUUUUGAAGGCUGUGGAGAAGGCUGGUUAUAAAACCCCUUCUCCCAUUCAGAUGGCUGCUAUUCCGCUUGGACUUCAGCAGCGCGAUGUUAUCGGCGUUGCUGAGACAGGUUCUGGGAAGACUGCUGCGUUUGUUUUGCCUAUGUUGAGUUAUAUCACUAGGCUUCCUCCUAUUAGUGAGGAGAAUGAAGCGGAGGGUCCUUAUGCUGUUGUUAUGGCGCCCACUCGCGAGCUUGCUCAGCAGAUUGAGGAUGAGACGGUUAAAUUUGCUCAGUAUAUGGGGAUUAAAGUUGUUUCCAUUGUUGGUGGUCAGUCUAUCGAGGAGCAAGGGUUUAAGAUAAGGCAGGGUUGUGAAAUUGUGAUUGCGACUCCUGGUCGUUUGAUUGAUUGCUUGGAGCGUCGCUAUGCUGUUCUUAAUCAGUGUAAUUAUGUGGUUCUUGACGAGGCUGAUCGUAUGAUUGAUAUGGGGUUUGAGCCACAGGUCAUGGGUGUGCUAGAUGCAAUGCCUUCGAGUAAUCUCAAACCGGAGAAUGAAGAUGAGGAGCUUGAUGAGAAGAGGAUUUAUAGGACUACUUAUAUGUUCAGUGCUACCAUGCCACCUGCUGUGGAGAGGCUUGCUAGGAAGUAUUUGAGGAACCCUGUUGUCGUGACUAUAGGAACUGCUGGAAAAGCAACUGACUUGAUCAGCCAGCAUGUGAUCAUGAUGAAGGAAUCUGAGAAAAAUUAUAAGCUUCAGAGAUUGUUGGAUGAGCUUAAUGACAAGACUGCGAUUGUGUUUGUAAACACCAAGAAGAGCGCUGAUUUUCUUGCUAAGAAUUUGGACAAGGAAGGCUAUCGUGUGACCACUUUGCAUGGAGGGAAAUCACAAGAUCAGAGGGAGAUUAGUCUUGAAGGAUUUAGGACCAAGAGAUAUAAUGUGCUUGUUGCAACCGAUGUUGCUGGACGUGGUAUUGACAUUCCUGAUGUGGCUCAUGUUAUCAACUAUGAUAUGCCUGGGAAUAUUGAAAUGUACACCCAUCGUAUUGGGCGUACUGGUCGUGCAGGAAAGACAGGUGUGGCUACAACAUUCCUGACUCUUCAGGACACUGAUGUCUUUUAUGAACUUAAGCAGAUGCUCAUUCAGAGUAACAGUCCUGUUCCACCUGAAUUGGCAAGGCAUGAAGCUUCCAAAUUCAAGCCAGGAUCUAUUCCUGACAGACCACCUAGGCGAAAUGACACUGUUUUUGCCCAUUAAAGAACUUUCUUUUGAGGUUUAAAGGCAUAUAUGCGUAUUGCAGGUGAAUGUUACUAAAGGGAAAGAGGAGCUCUCAUGAGGAGGCUUGAAAGAUCUAGAAGGCAUAUGUCAUCUCUGCAAGGAGAAACCAGAAUCAAUAAUUCAUUGUGCUAAGGGACUGUGAAAAGGCCAAGGAAAUUUGGAGUCUGCUGGGAGUAAAUUCAGACAACUCCUUUUAUACAAGUGAGUUGAACAAGUGGUUAGAAAUGAAUAUUAAGUGCAGGUCCAGGUACAAAGGAGAGUGGCAAUGCACCUUUGUGGUUACCUUAGACUCCAGUUGGAUGGCUAGAUAUAAUUACAUCUUCCAAGGUCUCAGUCCUAGCUCUCUUGAAAUUGUGCACAUUAUUCCAUACAAGAAACAUGAGAUUUUGAAGCAUAGCUUUAUGCAGGAGAAUAAUAACCACACAGACGAUCCUUUCAAAAAAGAAAAACCACACAAAUGAUCAACACUUAGCAUGUAUCGAAUGGGAAUCUCCUCAAAGAGAUUGGAUUAAAUUAAAUUGUGAUGGGGCAGUGGCGAAUGGUGGUGAGGUGUUACCCGGAACAAUGAUGGUGAUUUUAUUCUUGGAUUUUCGACACGGAUGGAUACAAACUCUAUUAUGUGACAGAGAUGGCAGCUGUGCAGCCGGGUCUGAAGCUCCUUAUCAAUAGUAUCGUUGUGGAAACAGAUACUUACCAAUCUAAUUAGGCAAAAAUUAGAACCGAGAUUUUCCAUACAUUUUGAGGGUAAUCAAGUGGCGGGUGCGUACCCGAAGCCUGGUUUACAGUUACACCAAUCCAUGCCGAUACUUGGUUUUUAUUCUAUGCCAAACUUUUGUUCUUUAGCAUUUUUAGCUGAUAAGUUGACGAGGACCUGUUUCAUUUAAGGGUUCAACCCCUUUUGGCCAUUAAAAAUAAUAAAAUAAAAUUUUCCCUUUUAUUUUACU
Messenger RNA from Medicago truncatula (barrel medic), 3183 nucleotides. Its product is annotated as DEAD-box ATP-dependent RNA helicase 21. The record is from RefSeq and is a predicted model, not a curated record. Bases 98 to 2218 code for a protein of 706 amino acids. Gene Ontology annotation, molecular function: nucleic acid binding; RNA helicase activity; ATP binding. Lineage: Eukaryota; Viridiplantae; Streptophyta; Magnoliopsida; Fabales; Fabaceae. The transcript is spliced from 2 exons.